UAGAAAGGUUAGGUUGCACACACAUUCAGGAUGACUUAAGUUUGUUUCAUUUUUUAUCUCGUAAGCGUCGGUCCAUAGGAUCCACGGACACUGGCUUUGACAUUCUUUAAGUUUAUUUGGUUGUCUCAUCCCUCACCCAAUAUAAAAAAAACAAUUGCAUCAACCAGUUCCAAUGCGCCUACAGCUUCAUUGUUUUUAAUUAGAAACCAUUAUUUCAAACAUCUUUUUGAAUUCAUGCCGUACUUAUAAUUGUUAAACUUCGUUUUCAAUCACUACAUGGAAAAAGAAGUUCCUAAUUAUUGUUUUUGUUAUGAAUAAAACGUGAUGUGAAGGCAUGGCUCUCACAUGCUUUUGAGACUACUGUCAAGAACUGUAAUCAAUGAAAGAACGAAGACAUCUGUUGUUUCAUCUUCUGUACUAGUCAAUUUAUUUAAUUUUGAAGUUUACACACAAUAUUAGAAAUGGAUAAUGAAAUCAGUUCUGUCGCUACCCAGUUGGCAGCUGCCGUAGAAUUAACAAUGAAUCCUCAGGCAUCACAGGUUGAAAGAUUAGAAGCCUACAAUGCCUGUGAAGUGUUCAAAGAGAAGAGUCCUUUGUGUGUUCAGUGUGGUUUGUAUUUAGCACAAAGAGCUGAUUAUUCCCAUUUUGUUCGACAUUUUGGAUUACAACUGAUGGAACACUGUAUCAAGUACCGUUGGUAUAAUAUGAGUCAGGCUGAAAAACUAUUCAUAAAGGAGAAUGCCAUGAAAUUAGUUGAGCGAGGUAUGGAUACAACAUUAGAAGAUAAGGCCCACAUGAGAGAUGCAUUGUCUCGUGUUGUUGUUGAAAUGAUUAAGAGAGAAUGGCCACAACAAUGGAAUACAUUGUUGGCUGAAUUGAAUCAAUGUGCUUCUCAAGGGAAUAUACAAACCGAAAUGGUUUUAUUGGUAUUACUCAGACUUGUUGAAGAUGUAGCUGUAUUACAGACAUUAGAGUCAAACCAACGUAGGAAAGAUUUGUACCAGGCAUUAACAACUAAUAUGUCUGAUUUAUUUAUGUUUUUUCGUGGACUCAUUGGAAAUCAUUAUGAACAAUAUCGCUCAAAUCUUGAACUUGGAAAUGUAGCUAUGGCAAACUCACAUGCCAGGGUUGUACAGGUUGUAUUACUUACUUUAAGCGGUUUCGUUGAGUGGGUUUCCAUGAGCCAUAUUAUGGCUGAGGAUGGCAAAUUACUCCAGAUUUUUUGUGUUUUAUUAAAUGAUGAAAACUUUCAAGACGGGUCUGCUGAAUGUUUGCUUCAGAUUGUAUUGAGAAAAGGUAAACUUGAUGAAAGAAGACCUUUGUUGAUAUUAUUUAGUGAAGAUGCAAUGAGAUGUAUUUUUCAAUCAGCUGAGAACAAGAAUUAUCAGUUUUUAAAAAAACUUACUCGUGUGUUGACAGGACUGGGAACACAACUGUGUUCACUUUGGAGUAAAGAUGGUCAGUCGUGUCCUCCUAAUUUUCAAAUUUAUUUAGAAGCUAUUGUCACUUUUACUCGCCAUCCUUCUCUAAGUCUUGUCUGCUAUGCCAAUUCCCUUUGGCUUGCUUUGAUGAAGCAUGAUCAAAUAUGUCGAGAUGAAGUGUUUCUCAGUUUUGUUCCAAAGUGGGUUGAAGCAGCUGGGCCUAAAAUUAUGAAGGUACCUUUCCCUUCAUCGAAGUCGAACCUAGAACCUAAUACUCCUGAAGCAUAUGCUGUACAAGAUUUUGAUGCAGAAGAUGAAUAUAAUGCUUUUUUUCAUAAGCAUCGAGUAGAACUCCUUGAUACAUUUAAACAGGCUACUUUAGUUGCACCAUUAGUUACAUAUUCCUAUGUUGAAAGGUGGUUAGAAGUGCAGAUUCAAAAAACAGUGACACAAAACAAUUUAGAGCCUUGCACUUUAACUUCUGUUGCUUACCUAGAAUGGGAAGCGCUUUCACUGGCUCUGGAUGCUGUCUUGGGAAAACUGGUGAUGGCAAAGGAAAGGCCUGAUGUCAACAAUGGAUUGAAGCUUUUGGUCCUGUGUUUGCAAUUAGAACCUACUGAUCCUCUCAUCCUCUCGGCCAUGCUGUCGUGUAUAUCUGCACUCUUUGUUUUCCUCAGUAUGGCUCCUCCAGAAACAACUGCUGUGUAUUUACCAAAAGUUUUGGACAAGAUUUUUGCAACACUUGUUUUCACUAUACCUGGCGAACCUAAAAACCAAAGGUCUCGAGGCGUUAAGAAUCUGCGCCGCCAUGCAGCUUCUCUAAUGGUUAAAAUAGCUCAGAAAUAUCCGCUUCUGUUGCUUCCUGUUUUCUCAAGAAUACAUGGUAUUGUUGUCAGUCUGCAGGCUAAGCCUCACACAUUGUCUACAAUGGAGGCUUUGUGCUUACAGGAAGCUUUACUUUUAAUAAGUAAUCACUUAUGCGAUUAUGAUCGAGAGUGCAGGUUCAUCGGUGAAGUGAUGGCUCCAGUCAUUGGUCCUUGGAAUAACAUGGCUUCGGCUGCAUUUAUGUCCACACCAGCAUUCAUGUCUUACGUAGGAUUAGAUAAGCCUCCCGUGGAGCCUAGUUCUGAUGAUAUUAAUGGUCAAAACAGAUCACAAAUUAUGUGGUGCUUAGACGUGAUUCUUGCUGUUGUAAAGAGAGUCAUGUGGCCCAGCGAUCCUGAACUUGCUGCGAGAGGAGGAUUUCUUGUUUGCACAACAGAAGCUGGGAAUCCUAUUUACAGGAAUCCUGCUACACCACACGUUCUUCCUCUACUCCCUGGGUUGUUUAGUCUUGCAUUUGUUAUAAAUGGUCUAUCAUCAACAGCUGCUCUUACCAACCUGUCUGAGGGCUACAGAGGAGCCUAUAUGAUGCUAGAACUAGAAAGGCAGAACUUACUAGGAAUAGGCAGCACAAGUGAGGUAAUGAACAGUGAGUCGAAAGGGGAAACAACUCCGCUCCAAAGAAUGCAAAAUUUCAUAUCUUAUGUUCAUGAGGAUUGUUGUCAUGCCUUAGCCCACGCCUUUCAUGCCCUCAGUCACGAUAUGUAUCAUGUUCCUAACUUGGCACACUCCCUCAUCGCUACGGUCUUCUCCAAUCUCGAGUUUGUACCAGACCAUAGGAUGAGGCCGUUUGUUCGAGUGUUUUUGAAAUCUUUUGUUACAAGUUGUCCACCAUCUUGUUAUGAUAUCGUUUUAACACCUGUGCUGGCUCACUUUACUCCAUACAUGUUCGCCAGACUAAAUGCUAGAUGGCAACAUUUAUCUGAAUUGAGUGAAAAUGGUAAUACUGACGACCAUGAAGAGAGUACUGACACUCAGGAGAUGCUGGAAGACAUGCUGAAUAGAACCCUGACGAGAGAGUACUUGGAUGUGCUUAAGGUGGUGUUGUAUGGGGGUGCAGAGUCUGGUAAUGGAUCUGGCAGCAUGGAGGAAGAAAGCCAAGAUGUAAAGCCCCAGUCCGACGUCAUUAGUGAACUGGGAAUGAGAGUGCUCGCUUUUGAUCCUACUUCCCAGCCUAUCGUUCUCUGUUUAUUGAGAGCUCUAUACUGGGGAGACAGUACAGCCAGUCUUAAGUGCACUUCACUCCUCGGUGGGGUCAUGCUUCAUCUUGUGUCAGCUGGCAAGAUGACUGCAGAACUGGCCUGUCAUGCUCUCACAUCUAUCUUGUUCGGCCUUCAGUGUCACGGUCAGCACGAUGCUAAUCAGGGUUCUCUUCUCGUUCUGGGAACACUUAUGUAUGGCAUAUUGCGGCCAAUAGCUCCUGCAAUCCUACAAGUUAUGAAGCAAAUACCAGAUGUCAAUAUGAUUGAUCUGCAGAAACUUGACGACAGGAUGUUGAAGGAGGUUCAGAAAGGAACAAAAGUAGACAAAGCUAAAAAAGAAAUGUUCAAAAAAGUUACAAGUCCCUUAAUAGGAAGAAAUGUUGGACAGCUGUUCAGGAAAAAAGUUGCUAUUAGAGAUCUGCCCAAAAUAGAUAGUAUAAAGCCGAAACUCAAUUCAGAUUUUCUCUUCAACAAUGACGAGAACGGUUUAGUGAAGCUAUUCAAAACAUAGCGCCAAAUACUUUCUGUUCUACUAUGUAUAGUUCUAGUCUCCUGUGUUGUGAUGCUGUUGGUUUUCUCCUCCUCCUUCAUAUCCUAUUGUUUAAUUUUAAUUGCCCAAUUUGAUGUGAUCAAAAUUAACUUAUUCUUUAGUUUAUAAGAUUAUUUUUUUACAGAAUGAAUUUUUACAUUCCAUCAUGAAUGUAAUAAAAAAUCAACAACGAUUAAUUGUCUCAUAGUUCUAAAAAGAAAUAAGACUUAUAAUAAAUUUUUAAUUUUUGUAGACUUGUAAUUAUUAAUUAUUGCUAUUUAAUUAAAUUAAAAACGCUUUUGGUAUUACUCCAGAAUGCCGAGUCCUUAGUUAUAAUUUAGCUAACAUGGUUAAUUCAUAAUUCAGGAUUUCUGGAUGCUUUUAAUCUACCACAUUUCUUCAGACAGAGGGCAGCGAUGCUCUUACCACACUAAUAUAUUUUAAUUUUUUCAGUUAUUUCUAAGGAUUUUUUUCUAUUUAAAAUAUAAUAGACACUGCUGUUUUCUGUUUAAUCAAUACUGGCAAGGAAAUUCUCGGCGGCUUCAUUGAAAUUCUCUUCAGUCAUUGAAAAUAACAGCUGGAUUGUUUUUUUAAAAUCCAUCAUAUAUUUUAAUUAGCAUUUUCAGUUUUACCCAACACAUUUUUUUGGUCAUUUUUAUAUUAUCGAGAAAAACUUCAUAUCACAUUCUGUUAUUCUCAAAUAACAGCUUAUAAUUCUUGUAUUAAUCAGUAUAUCUGUGUGCCACUGGUCAAAAUACGGCAAUCUGGUGUAUACCAAUUUAAUAAUAAAACAAAUCCGUGUUACGAUUAAUGAAUUUUUAUACAAGACUAUCAGAAGAGCGUUUUAAGAUAAAUGGUGAUUUGAGAUAUACAAAAUUAUAUUUCGGAAUGUUGACUGAAAGCCUUAUUAGAAGACAUUUAAAAGGGAAGGGGUAUGUUGAACACAAAUAUUCAGAAAUGUUUCUCUGGAUGCUGAAAAAUAGUAGAAAAAAGAUUUUGAGCUGAGAACAUAAUUUAAUUUUGGUUACAAAAAUUUCAGUUGAGUCAAAACUAGAAUCAUUUUGUUGCAAUAAUUUACUUGUAUUAAUUUAACUUUUACUACUUUUUGGCCCUGAGAAGUGUUUCUUGGUUUGUGUGUCAAAUUUACUAAAACCAUCUCUUCUUUCCACUAACUAAAAUGUAAAUGUUUAUUUUGUAUAUAAUACAUGUCUUAUAUUAUUUUUGUUGUAAUAUAAUGAUUAAAUGGUGUAUUAGGCCGGAAUAAGAAUGAAUGUUAUUUACUGUAAGUGUAUGUAUUGUACAUUUGUGUUUAUUCAGUGUUAUUAUGUAUAUAUUAUUAUCAUGGGUCAUUAAGUAAAAUUCUUAAAUUAGAUAUUAUAAAUAUUAAAAGAAAAAUGUCAAAAUACACAAUCUGUUUCCAAGUAAUAACUGUUAUUAAUUAUAAAAUUUCAGAGAAUUAAAAAAAAAAGUUAAUUUUUAUAUGAUUCCUUUUUAAAGAUUGACAAAGGUUUGCUUGUUUUUAUAAAUACUAAAUAAUGUAUUCAGAAAUUAUUGUUUUUUAUUGUUACUCUAGAGUAAUAAAAAGAAAUACUUGGAUUGAACUGUAAUGCAUUGCUUUUCAAGUAAAAUUGAAAACAGAAUAAAUGUAUCAUCUACCCUUUUAUAUUGUCCUUUGUAAUUAUUUUCAUAAAAUAAUUUUUAUGUUGUGUAAUCCAUUAUUAUAUUUCUAUUUAUUUUGAAGUUGCUUAUUUGUUUAAACGUUGUUUUAUCACCGAUUAUGUAUAUAAUCUAAAUGAAAAAAAAAUUUAAGUUUACAUGACUUAAAGAAAC
This is a messenger RNA of Nezara viridula (southern green stink bug), 5864 nucleotides long. NCBI's taxonomy places the organism in Eukaryota, Metazoa, Arthropoda, Insecta, Hemiptera, Pentatomidae. The record is from the annotation of a GenBank genome assembly.